AUCGAUUCUGUUAUGGCGGAACCUGAUUCGCAGAGAUCUUGUAAGAUUGUGAGAUUCUGAGAAUUGAAGUCAUGGGUAUAUUGAGUUACGCCGUCGCCGGCGGUGGAUUUGCAGUAAUCGGCGCGUGGGAGUCACUGGCAGUAAUCGGCGCGUGGGAGUCACUGGACUCAUCGAACCUUGAUCCGAAUCCAUCUUCCCCUAUGGCUCAGAUUAGAGCUUCGCCGCCAAAAUCUGUUGGAUCAUCUUCCAUCCCCGUAGCUUUGCUUUCGUAUCUGUUUAUUGCGAACUCGAUUUUCACCUUCUUCAGCUCAAUCAAUUCCCGCGAUCGGGUCGGGUCGAUGAUCCAGUUACAGAUCCUGGCAGUGGCAGUACUAUUCCUAGUGUACGCCAUUUUAACAUAUCUGGUCAACUCCAAAAAAUCUGUCUUUGUUACUCUUCCGUCUUCGAUUACGACUUUGGUGCUUCUCUUCGGCUUCGUCGAGGAGUUCUUAAUGUUCUACCUGCAAAAGAAAGAUGUUUCUGGAAUCGAGAAUCGCUAUUACGAUCUCAUGCUCGUACCCAUUGCCAUCUGCGUCUUCUCCACGAUUUUUGAGCUGAAAUCGGAUGCGACCACGCAUCGAUACGCGAAACUAGGUCGUGGGAUCGGUCUGAUUCUUCAAGGAACAUGGUUUCUGCAAAUGGGUAUAUCGUUUUUCACCGGUUUGAUCACUAAUAACUGUACAUUUCACGAGAAGAGCAGAGGCAAUUUCACGAUCAAGUGCAAAGGACACGGUGAUUAUCACCGAGCAAAAGCUAUUGCAACUCUUCAGUUUAACUGUCAUUUGGCUCUAAUGGUAGUUUUAGCUACUGCAUUGUUCUCUGUCGUUGCUAACAAGAAAGGUUAUCUCCCUGACGAUCACUCUAAAUAUCGGCCUCUCGGAGCUGAGAUGGAGAAUUUAAGUACUUUCACUCUCGAUUCUGAUGAAGAAGACGAGAUUCGAGAACAGAGAAACGUAGCUAAAGAAGCUGGUCUCAAUGGAAUCAGCUCACACGAUUAAAGAACUAUGUAGACCACAAAGCUUAUUGUACUUGUAAGAGCAAGCAGCCAGUAGUAUUUGUCAAGCCGAGCUUCAGACAUAUCAUCUGCAAAC
This is a messenger RNA of Arabidopsis lyrata subsp. lyrata, 1130 nucleotides long. RefSeq lists its product as uncharacterized. The coding region runs from base 72 to 1037 and encodes 321 amino acids. NCBI's taxonomy places the organism in Eukaryota, Viridiplantae, Streptophyta, Magnoliopsida, Brassicales, Brassicaceae. The record is from RefSeq and is a predicted model, not a curated record. The transcript is spliced from 2 exons.